Messenger RNA from Racocetra persica, 238 nucleotides. The record is from the annotation of a GenBank genome assembly. NCBI's taxonomy places the organism in Eukaryota, Fungi, Glomeromycota, Glomeromycetes, Diversisporales, Gigasporaceae.
GAAAGUAUUAUGAUGGAAGAUAAUAAAGAGCAUGUAAACAAAAUUAUGGUAUUCUAUGAUGUAGAGUCUGUAGAAGGUCUUAUCACAGCACAAGAAGAGGAAUAUCGGCCUAUUUCUGAUUUAUUUGAUUAUUACUAUGAAAAUAGAAGCUGCACUAAUAUUAAAUAUAAUAUUAGAGAAGUCGAAGACAACCAAAGGAAGCAAUUGUUUAAAUUGCUUAAGAAUAAUUCUGAUUUGU